Messenger RNA from Pungitius pungitius (ninespine stickleback), 6153 nucleotides. It is a transcript of the gene atp2a3, whose product is annotated as ATPase sarcoplasmic/endoplasmic reticulum Ca2+ transporting 3. Gene Ontology annotation, molecular function: ATP hydrolysis activity; P-type calcium transporter activity; ATP binding. The record is from RefSeq and is a predicted model, not a curated record. Lineage: Eukaryota; Metazoa; Chordata; Actinopteri; Perciformes; Gasterosteidae. Gene Ontology annotation, cellular component: membrane. The coding region runs from base 301 to 3318 and encodes 1005 amino acids. Gene Ontology annotation, biological process: intracellular calcium ion homeostasis; calcium ion transmembrane transport. The transcript is spliced from 21 exons.
UCCGACCCGGCGCAGGCACACCGCACACCUUCAGAUGGAGAUGAAGUAGCAGCAGCACGCCGACAGAGCGACAACAGCGUGUCCGCGGCGCACAUCCGGAGGGGGUUUCGUGUCUUCAGGUGGGGGAACAGGUGACGGAGCGCACCGACCGACCUUCUCUGCCGCCUCGACGUGCAUCGGUGGGAAUCACUGCUGUUCCACCUACACCACCCCCUCUACUACCUCUCCACCACCCUCCCCUGUAGAUAUACCUCAACUGCAUGCAUUUGGAGCCGAUCAUUUCAAGCCCAGUCCGCCAACAUGGAAAAUGCGCACACUAAAUCGGCGGCCGAAGUUUUAGACAACUUCGGCGUGAACGAAAACACCGGGCUGACUCUGGAGCAAGUCAAAGCCAACGUGGAGAGAUACGGACCGAAUGAGCUCCCAGCUGAAGAAGGCAAGUCCCUAUGGGAGCUGGUGGCGGAGCAGUUUGAAGACCUCAUGGUCAGGAUCCUGCUGCUGGCUGCCUGUGUCUCCUUUGUGUUGGCUCUGUUUGAGGAGGGCGAGGAGACAGCCACCGCCUUUGUUGAGCCAUUUGUCAUUCUUCUUAUCCUCCUCGCCAACGCGGUUAUCGGGGUCUGGCAGGAGCGUAAUGCCGAGAAUGCCAUUGAGGCUCUGAAAGAAUACGAACCCGAGAUGGGGAAGGUGUUCCGCAUAAACCGCAAGGCUGUCCAGAGGAUCAAAGCCAAAGACAUCGUCCCAGGAGACAUCGUAGAAGUGGCAGUUGGGGACAAGGUGCCUGCCGACAUCAGAGUGACCUCCAUCAAGUCCACCACCCUGCGAGUGGACCAGUCAAUCCUGACAGGGGAGUCUGUGUCCGUGAUCAAACACACCGACCCGGUUCCUGACCCCAGGGCUGUAAACCAAGACAAAAAGAACAUGCUGUUUUCUGGCACAAACAUUGCAGCGGGCCGCGCCAUUGGUGUGGUCGUCGCUACCGGCGUUUCCACAGAGAUCGGUAAGAUCCGUAAUCAGAUGGCAGCCACGGAGCAAGAGAAGACGCCUCUGCAGCAGAAGCUGGACGAGUUUGGGCAGCAGCUGUCAAAGGUCAUCUCCCUGAUCUGCGUGGCCGUGUGGGUCAUCAACAUCGGCCACUUUGGGGACCCCGUGCACGGCGGCUCCUGGGUCCGAGGCGCCAUCUAUUACUUCAAGAUUGCCGUGGCCCUGGCUGUGGCCGCCAUCCCAGAGGGCCUGCCCGCGGUCAUCACCACCUGCCUGGCGCUCGGCACGCGCCGCAUGGCCAAGAAGAACGCCAUCAUCCGCAGCCUGCCCUCGGUGGAGACGCUGGGCUGCACCUCGGUCAUCUGCUCCGACAAGACGGGCACCCUCACCACCAACCAGAUGUCCGUCUGCAGAAUGUUUGUUGCUGACAAGGUGGAAGAUUCAAGUUGCAGUCUCCACGAGUUCUCCAUAACUGGUUCAACAUAUGCCCCCGAGGGACAAAUACUGAAAGGAGACAAGCCCGUCCAGUGCGGAGACUUUGAUGGACUCUUGGAGUUGGCGACUGUGUGUGCGAUGUGCAAUGACUCUUCACUGGACUACAAUGAGACCAAAGGCGUUUAUGAAAAGGUGGGUGAAGCCACAGAGACGGCUCUCACCACCUUGGUGGAGAAGAUGAACGUCUUCAAGACCGACCUGUCCAGGAUCAGCAAGGUGGAACGUGCCGGUGCCUGUAACUCGGUGAUCAAGCAGUUGAUGAAGAAGGAGUUCACCCUGGAGUUCUCUCGGGACCGCAAAUCCAUGUCCGUCUACUGCACCCCCGUCACGCCGGGCUCCCAGAGCAAGAUGUUCAUCAAGGGCGCUCCGGAGAGUGUGAUUGAGCGCUGUCAGUACCUGCGGGUGGGAACGGAGAAGGUGACGCUGACCCCGGCCCUGCGCGACCAGCUGCUGUCCAAAAUCCGGGACUGGGGCACGGGCAGAGACACCCUGCGUUGCCUGGCGCUGGCCACUCACGACGUCCCGCCUCGCAGGGAGCAAAUGGACUUGGAGAAUUCCAACAAGUUUGUUGAGUAUGAGUUGGGUCUCACGUUUGUUGGCUGCGUGGGAAUGCUGGACCCGCCCAGGAAGGAAGUGAUCGGCUCGAUAAAACUAUGCAAAGAGGCGGGCAUACGUGUCAUCAUGAUCACGGGGGACAACAAGGGCACGGCCGUGGCCAUCUGCAGACGAAUUGGCAUCUUCGGCGAGGACGAGGAGGUGACGGGGAAGGCCUACACGGGCCGCGAGUUCGACGACCUCCCGCUGGAGGCCCAAAGAGAAGCCGUCAAGAGGGCGCGAUGCUUCGCCCGCGUCGAACCGGCCCACAAGUCCAAGAUCGUCGGAUUCCUGCAGGCGUUCGAUGAGAUUACGGCAAUGACGGGAGACGGUGUGAAUGACGCUCCAGCCCUGAAGAAAGCGGAGAUCGGCAUCGCCAUGGGCUCCGGCACAGCAGUGGCCAAGUCGGCGUCCGAGAUGGUGCUGUCAGACGAUAACUUCUCCACCAUAGUGGCAGCUGUGGAGGAGGGCAGAGCCAUCUACAACAACAUGAAGCAGUUCAUCAGAUACCUCAUCUCCUCUAACGUGGGCGAAGUAGUCUGCAUCUUUCUGACCGCCAUCCUCGGUCUGCCCGAGGCUUUGAUUCCAGUCCAGCUGCUGUGGGUGAACCUGGUGACCGAUGGCCUGCCUGCCACCGCCCUGGGCUUUAAUCCCCCGGAUCUGGACAUCAUGGACAAACCCCCCCGCAACCCCAAGGAGCCUCUCAUCUCUGGCUGGCUCUUCUUCAGAUAUCUGGCCAUUGGAGGAUAUGUGGGUCUUGGAACUGUGGGUGCUGCCACCUGGUGGUAUCUGUGUGAUGAAGAAGGUCCUCAAGUGUCUUUCUAUCAGCUGAGACACUUCAUGCAGUGUACCGAGGACAACCCCAUGUUCCAGGGUGUUGACUGCGAGGUGUUUGAGUCCCGCUACCCCACAACCAUGGCCUUGUCUGUGCUGGUCACGAUUGAGAUGUUCAACUCUCUCAACAGUUUGUCUGAGAACCAGUCUCUGGUCAGGAUGCCUCCUUGGGUCAACAUUUGGUUGCUGGGAGCCAUCAUUCUCUCCCUCUCCCUCCACUUCUUAAUCCUCUACGUCGAGCCUCUGCCGUUGAUCUUCCAGGUGACCCCGCUGUGCUGGUCCCAGUGGAUUGUGGUCCUCAAAAUUUCCAUCCCAGUCAUCCUCCUGGAUGAGGCACUGAAAUAUAUCUCCAGGAACCAUCUAGAAGGUGAUGAGGAGAAGAAAUAUCGGAGGAGGUGGCAGCAGCAGGACUAAGACCUCUCCCUCAAACACACUUGCAUACUUAGACCCACGCCUCCCCUCUUCCCUGUAGGAGUUAGAAACUUUCCUCUCCCUCUCCUCUCCCUUCUCAAUCGCAACUCAUGCAUGACCAAAAAAAAAACACCACUAGCAAUGAGCAGGGUUUUCCAGCGAGCAUGGCUUUGUACGAGUGUGUGAGUAAAUGAGCUGUGUGUGUGUGUGUGUGUGUGUGUGAACAGGUAGAUGCAGGCUUUUGGUUGUACUUGCGAGAAACAACGGCAGAAAAGAAGGAAGAAAAAAAUAAGAAAAAAAAUGCAGAAUGCAGAAUGCUCUUGCUUUUAUCUUUUAUUUUUUGGGGGGCUGUACAGGGAGGACGGCGGAACAGGGGUUGACAAUACUGGGCGUUAGGGGAGAGGAGGGAAGCUACAAAUUGGCAACGAGACCAAAAGAUCGAUUUUAGAGGGCGCGACUUGGAGAAGAGGCCGGCGUCCACACCUACAGAGGAAGAGCCCGUGGCGGGAAUGUGGACGUCCACACACACCGGUUUACGUGAAGGCUUCAGCCUCGCUCCACCUUGUCGGCACACCGAAACGGUAACAAGGGCCAGUGGGUCCCUCGGCUUCACUCUCCCCCCCCCGUUUCUUUUCCAGCUGUAUCUGAAAGAGGCAUCUGUAGGUGAAAAUAAAAAAAUAGAACUAAUAAAUAAAUCAAGAUCUCAAACCGCAACCAAACCAGCAUUUCAGUAGAGAAGACGUCUGCCAGUCCACCCAGCUGGUCCUGCUAAGCCUCACUCUUUCUGCUGUGUAGAGUCCUAGCUGUCGAACAUCUAAAAUAAAGGCACACCGGAGCUUCACAUUUUGUACAUAACCGUAUCGAAGCGUAGUGUUGUCGAGCAGCCCUUUCAAGUGAAUCAGUUAUUCCGUGGCGUGCACCAGCGCUGCCCUGUGUGUUAGGGUGUGUGUGCGCGUGCAUAUAUAUAUAUAUAUAUAUAUAUAUAUAUAUAGCCUUAGUUUAAAUUAAUCUGACAGUUGACCAAUGGCACAGAUGAUGUUGCUAAAGUUGUGGCGUGUCAACUGCUCGACUGUGUGAUUCCAACUUCAUCACUGACACGUUGAGCACAUUGAACAUCCAUGCCUGACGAGAUGACGCCCUCUGCACCUCCACGUUAAACGUGCGGUCGACAUGAAUGUGUCCAACUCUCACGCCUAUGUGAGACCCUGAGUUCUCUGAAUGUGCCCCGUGCUCUGAUGCCCGGUUAAUAGGAAUCUCCUCCUUUUUUUUCUCGUUGUGUUUGGUGCGCCGCUUCCACUGCUGCUCCUGCUCUCUCAUUGCUUCAGCAACUCACUUUGAUAUUGUUUCAUAACGACUAAGUAGUAAUGUAUUUGACUGAAUGAAUGCUCGCGGUUUGGAUUGUGUCUAGAAGUCUUAAAUAUGGGUUCAUGUGUUGGGCCCUGGGGCUCUGCGGACUGGAUUUAGUGGCGUCUUUGUCGGACAGACAAACGCUGUAUACACAUUUGGGUAUAGGGAUAGGGACACUAUCUAGAUCAGAAGACGUGUGUUUCAACGAGCGAUUGAAAAUUGAUCUCCUCUUACCAUGUUGCAUGCAGGCUAGUUCCAAUGAGUGUGCAGCUAUGUUCAGUCGGACGGUGUGUGGGAUAAAAAGCGUUUUAAAAUGAAAGUAAGAAACAAGUUCUAGUAGAAGAUUAAGAUACAAAUAUAAACUUGGAAUUAAACAUGAUCUUACUCCUUUUAAUUAGAAGUUAAACAAGCCAGCUGUUAGAAGUGUCCUUUAGUGAAGAUUAAAAGGUGGAAUGUUCCUUGUUUUAUUCCACAGGUCGGAUUUUGUUGUGUAAUUAACAGCUUAAUUCGGACUCCAAUUGGCAUAAAACAGCCGUUGCAUUACAUUUUUGUUCCACCGCCAUGUGAAUGUGGCCCGUCUGUCCAGACCAGCAGACCACUUGUUCUUUUCCCGGGUCUCCAUGGCUCCCUAACAUGUUGACACUCUGGCCACCAGGCACUAUAGGUCUGUAUAGCCUUGUUAUUUACUACUGAAUCCUCAACUCUGUACAGAAGAUGAGAAUAUGAUCGCAUGGCACCUUGUUACUGUAAUAAUAACCUAUACAGUAUAUAAUAUUUAACUUUUUGAUAACUUUCAUCAAUGACACCUACUUAGCAACAAAACACAGACCUGCGAGAAUUUUUUUUGUUUUUCUUUGAGCACAUGGCAUCUUAGGAUUUUCUUUUUUUUGUGAAUGUUUUAUAGACUAGAGAGUGUUUUCUUAAAUUGUUUUCCCCCCAUUUGGUUUUGACAGCUGCUUGGGUUAUGUGUCUUUAAUUGUAGGGGUGAGGGGGGGGGGGGGAAGAAUAUGACGUUAUCGCGUUUAAGGUAGACAAGAGUCACGCUUGUUUUAUUAUUGACGAUGACGCUGAUCUUUUCAGUGAUGGUUAUCGGGUGCGACGAGAUCCGAGAAUUUGUGAAUAAACUGUCUGGUUUACACUGAGCGAUUAAGCCGUGAUUAUGAAGUUUUAUGACUGUACAUUGAAGAGCCCGGUGUGUGUGUGCAUGCUCUGGAGACCCCUACAAUCUGUUUGUGUCAGAGAGCUCCUCUAGAAUGGCAUUCAAAGUCCUCUUCCAUCUGUUGCAGAAUAACCACCUGUACUCACAGUGAAGGAGUGAUCAGUCUCGUAAGAAUUACAUCUUUUUCCGUCUGUGGACAAGUAAACGAUCUCGAAAGCCUGAUUUCACCUCUGAGAAAUAUUAAAUGAUUCUGUUUUUCCUUGUUAAUAUUGAUGGACACAUAAUUUUAUAAAUGACAAAGACGUGGAAAUAAAGAUUUAUCUUGUUAUUUA